AUGCUGACUCCACUCUUUUUUGCCGCUGCCGUUGUAGCUGUGGUGUCCGCCCAGGCAGGGCCCCCGGACAUGUACGGCCUCAUCAAUACGUUGUACAUGAAAGCGGACAAAAACUUUGACGGUAUUAUCACGGAACCGGAACUGGCCGCUGUAUUUGAAGGCUUCGAUCUUAACAAUGACAGUAUUGUGACAAUGUCGGAGUUUACUGGUCUAUGGAAACUGUUGACUCACCAGAGCCAAGAGCACGCUGAGGCAUUCUUUCACUUAGCUGAUCUCAACGACGACAACGUCAUCGACUCUCACGACCUUCCACUCCUUUACCACGUCUUCGACAUCAACGGUACCGGAACGGUAACCGCAAAGAACUUUGCCACUAAAUGGGUCCAGAUUAUCCAGGAGACACCGUUUGCUGUGCUGUUUGAGCGAGCAGACACGGAUCACGACAACCAAUUGACAGCCACAGAGUUCAACGGUUUCUUCAGCUCAUUCGACUUCAAUAGUGACAACUCGGUAGAUAAGGCCGAGUUCGAACACGGUUGGACCACUUCGCUGUUCGGCACCGCUGCUGAUGCUGAUCAUAUCUUUCCUCAGAUAACAACUACUGGGAUGAUCGGUGAUGCACAGAUGGGACCAUUGUAUACUCAGUACAAUGCUGACCAUGACGAUCACUUGACAAUUAUUGAAGUUUCCAAGAUGGCGACAAUGCAGCCACCCCCUCCGUCAUCCUAAACAGUCCGCCUAUCAACAAAAUGACGUAAUUCAGUCAGAAAG
Ylistrum balloti is the source of this 771-nucleotide messenger RNA. RefSeq lists its product as uncharacterized. Gene Ontology annotation, molecular function: calcium ion binding. The record is from RefSeq and is a predicted model, not a curated record. The transcript has 8 exons. The coding region runs from base 1 to 729 and encodes 242 amino acids. NCBI's taxonomy places the organism in Eukaryota, Metazoa, Mollusca, Bivalvia, Pectinida, Pectinidae.